Messenger RNA from Colletes gigas, 1698 nucleotides. RefSeq lists its product as uncharacterized. The transcript is spliced from 2 exons. The record is from RefSeq and is a predicted model, not a curated record. Bases 1 to 1698 code for a protein of 565 amino acids. NCBI's taxonomy places the organism in Eukaryota, Metazoa, Arthropoda, Insecta, Hymenoptera, Colletidae.
AUGGAUAAGGAUAAGAAACCGAAGAGUGGAUUCAUGAAGAGGAAAGAGAAAGAGAAAUGGAAGAUGGAAGAGGCAGCGAAUGAUCCAAGACAAGCAAAAGUCCGAAAAUUCUUUCAAAGUAGUUCUGUUAUCUCUACUAAAAACCAAAAUGAAGAUAGUGCCGAAUGUGAAGAUGCGACUGUAAAUGAAGCAACCAAUCAACCUGUGAUCAGUCAAGGCGAAACUACGAUUCAUAAUGAACCUGUCAUUGCAACGUCCAGUGGAGCAGGCUACGUUGCAGAAAAGUUUAAUGAAAGUGACCCCGUAAAUUCUACGUCUAUGAAUAUAUCAAACGAAAAGGUAUAUCGACCAGCAACAACAUCUGUGCUUCCUACUGGAUCAACACCAAAAAUUUUUGAAUUUGAGAAUGAUAAAGGUCUUUAUGAUAAUGCUAGUGGGAUUUCUUUGAAUGUGGAUCAAAUCAGAGCUCUUUUGUUGACAGGCCCUUGCCAGCCUAGAGAAUGUGAUAUGCCUGGCGGGGAAUUCAAACAAUCGAGUGACAAACGUCGAUUCAACUCUUCGUUUUAUUAUAAGAACAAAAAAAAGCCUUUCAUGGAAGAUAACUACAGUCCCUGGUUAUCUUAUUCACCAACAAAAAAUUAUGCUUAUUGUCACUACUGUUGGUUAUUUGGCGAUGAAACUGCGAAAAAAAGCAUUUGGUACGUUGGUUUCACAGACUGGAAACAUUGUCAUCAAUCGGUCACACAACAUAGUUUAAGUAAAGCCCAUCUCAGCAAUGCAGUCGCUGCUGCAACAUUUCUCCAGAAAAAUGAUAUUCGUCAUAAACUCGAACAACAAAUAAGCGAAGAAGCUAAGAAAUGGCGCGCAAUUUUGAAUAUACUUUUUAACACUGUGAAAACUUUAUCUGGUUUGGGCGUUGGUUUUCGUGGUCACCGUGAAAAUUUACAAAAGGUUGAGCAUCCCGGUAUUUAUUUGAGUAUCAUUAAAUUGAUUUCUCGCCAUAAUCCUAUUCUACAUGCGCAUCUUGAAUCGCCAGAACGAAUCAAAUAUUUAAGUAAAACAAUAACAUAUGAGUUACUCAGUACAUUAGCUGAUCAGACCAGAAAGUUUAUUGUUGAUGAAUGUAAAGGUGCCAAAUUUUUCACGUUAAUCGCUGACUCAACGACGGAUAUUGCUCACUUGGACCAAAUGGCUAUUUUGUUACGAUACAUUGUUAUUCAGAAUGAAGGUUUAACUGCGUCUGCAAUAUGUAUCAAAGAGAGUUUUUUGUGCUUCGUUCAACUGACAAAAGGGGAUGCUACAUCUAUUUGCAAUAUUAUAACCGCCAUAUUGUUUGAUAAAUAUGGUUUCCAGAAGAAGUAUUUGUCUGGUCAGGCCUAUGACGGUGCAGCGGUAAUGUCAGGACGUGAAGGUGGUUUGCAAGCGAAAAUGAAGGAAUAUGUCGGCGAUGAGACAUUUGUUCCGUAUAUUCACUGUAUCAAUCAUCAAGUUUGGUUUUGGUGCAUGCUGCGGAAGAAAAUACGAUGGGAUGAACUUUUAGAAGCAAGCAAAAAUCCAUCACGGAACUCCAACAGUUUUGGCAUUCAGCUUUUAAAAGACCUUAAAAAAGAGAUCUUCGAAUCCGAUGCAGACACAGAAGACGGAUUAUCAUACGAUGAAUCGUACCGUCGCGGCGGUACUGGCCAGGUAGUCGCGUGA